Cinara cedri is the source of this 13662-nucleotide messenger RNA. NCBI's taxonomy places the organism in Eukaryota, Metazoa, Arthropoda, Insecta, Hemiptera, Aphididae. The record is from the annotation of a GenBank genome assembly.
AUGGAAUAUACUCGGAUAAAAGUUACGUUGUUGAGCACUUCACUCAACGUAAAAACUUCUUUCAUACACAUUCUGUUUGUCGAAAUGUCGAUAUUUCUUGUCAAUAUGUAGGUAGGUAAUAUCCUAUAUAAAUUAACUGUGAUCCCUUUUGAUAUAAUUUAUUGAGUGUAUACCGCUGCAGUAAUCUAUUCAUUCGUGAAAAAAAUGAAUUUCACCAUUAUUAUACUUGGUAAAAUGCAUAACCUAUAAUCUAUUCAAUUAUAGACUAUAAUUGUUGUUACAUCGACACUCGUAAGUGUCGUGGUUUUUAUUUUAAAUUUACCCAUACAACAUACGCACAAAAAAAAAAGAGCUGAUACUGCCAAUGGGUUUACCAUUGUAGUUGUGGGUGGAUAUUUAGGAAGGUAUAUCGACUAUAAUAUCUUCACUGAACAAUUAAAAUAUGUUAAUAAUAAUAAUACUUAUAUAUUAUAAUCAAAUAAUAUCUAAUCUAAUAUAAGGGGGGUUUUGUCCCCUCCACUUUAGUCUCUUAUCCUUUCAAGCAUAUGAACAACAGUUAUCGUCAUAAUUUGUUGUUUUAUAAUCGGUCGCAAACAAUUUUUAAAUAAUUUCGUGGAAAAUUUCUGAUAAUAAGAAAACACCACUCGGCAUGUACAUAUUAUGUUGAUAAUUAUUAAAGCUGUUUCAUCGAUGUAAACUAUAAUCAUAUUUUACACUUAUAAAUAUUAUAUGUUAUUGUUUUAGAGUUAUGGCAUUUGUACAAAAAGCUGUCGCACGUCUGUACGAACCCGAUAAACUGGAAACCUUAUUGAGAGACUUGGGCAAGAAACACUAUCACUAUGGCGCCAAACAGAAAUACGUAGACGUACGUAUUAUAUAAUCGACUUAAGUAUAUUGUUCUUAAUGUUUAUUUUAGAUGUUUCGCGACGAACCGAAAUUAAUUGAAACCAUAUUUCCGCUUCCACGCAGCGCUGCCAUUCUGAAAAGAUAUGAUCUCUGAAUGUCCUUUAUACAAUAAAUAAAUGGAUUACAGAUUACCAAACAACUAACUAACAGACAAUAUAUUUAUAAUAUUAUAUUAUUACAUUUAUUAUUUUAGCGGUCAUUAUGAUAAAACUACUCACGCACCACACGCAGGUUAGGUUAUUACACUUCUCAAGCGAGUAAUAUGAACUUUUGUUUAAAAUAGAAUAAAAUAAAUGGUAAAUCGUUUUUGAAAAUAAACGUUUAUUUUCCAUAUUCCCAUUUCAAAUGAGCUUUAUCUCAGUCGUACAUUUGAGUCCUUCGUUUAUUUAACUGCACUGGUUGACAGUGCCUAUAUCACGAAUCUUGCAACUAGUAGACAUUCUUUGACUAUGUAUUUGAUGGAUCGAUCCGACCCUCAAUUAAAAAGAGGGGAUUCCAGUAUACCACUAUCUUCUAUUUGUGUAAUAAAUAGUUGCAUUUUCCCUGAUGUACAGUAUCAUAGAGUUAAUGCAGCCCGACCUUAUCCCAAUAACAGUUCGCUCAAUUAAUAUAAUAAUAAUAUUAUUAUUAAUAUUGUAACUGUUGAAAGUGUUUUAACUAUAUCAUGGACAUAGCGCUAACGCUACUGACCUGAAUAAUACCGAACACCUGACGACCAUUUCGAAUCGUAUAUUAUUUGAUUAUAGUCAUCUGCAGUCUAUUCCCUGCAGAUAAGAUUUCCGUAAAAGAAAAUAUAUUGUAUACGUAAAAUGUAUAUAUUAUACACUCUUCAAAAAGUAUCACCACGUGCAAUAAUAAUAUUAAUUAUUGUUACAAACUCGUAUACAGUUACUAAACUUUUUUCGUCAUCCAUAUUAAAUGGGAUGCUUAAUAUUCUCGAUAUUUUUUCUAUUUAAUUGACUUAGAUAAACCCGAAUACUUUUUUUGAUUUUUGUAUCAAAUAAUUACAAUUACAGCAAAAUUAAAUUUUCAACCUGUGAUAAUAAUAAAAUAAAAUCGAUAAACUCGCAAAUAAACCGACCGGCAGACUGUGACCGUGGUAUAUUUUGAAUAACUAUGGCCCGCCGACAGCCGACAGGACCAUAAUCGAACGUUUGAAAAGUCCUUAAUAUGGAACGGUUUUAAUGACUUACUAGUUAUACAAUGUUGUGACGUUCAUGAAAUAUGAUUAUACCGUAACAAAUAAAUAUGCGAGUUUUAAAUAGAGUGUGUUUACAUAUUUCAUUGGCCAUUUAAUAUUACUUAAAAUUAUAAUAUAUUAGUUCAUUGUAGUUUGUGCAGUUUCACUUAGUUGCGGGCGUGGGGGGCAUUGGGUUUUUCCCAUUCCUAUUUCCUUAGAAAAACAACAACUAUGAGUAUUUAGUUAAUAGUAUUUUUAUCUUGAAAUUAUAUAUUUUAGCAAAUUUAAAAAGAAACAAGCCUUUGAAUACCAAUAAACUUUAUUUAUAUUAGUUGUGGAUUUUAAAUUGUCAUUAUCUAUCGGAUUAGGCAUAACAAAAAAAGAUUAAAAAAAUUUCGUCAUGAAUCAUGAUUAUUACUUACGAUAUUCCCUCCCGUUGAAAAUUCAUGAGCACGCUAUUGUUCUCAUCCCUUAAUAUUUUGAUUCAUAAAAGAAUCUUACCUACACUUAAUUCUAUUAGUAGUAAUACUACUAGUAUUGAUUUACACCGUGAAUCUGCGUGGUAUAGUUUACGUGGUCUCAAAUCACCCAUCAUCAUUACUGUAGUUUGCAGGCAGCACGUGGUUUGUUAUUUCAGAACACAAUGAAUCAAACAGAACACUAAACCUGCAGUCAGGUAGAUAUCACGAUACACAUUAAUGUAUUUAUAUUAGUUUAUAUACUUAGAUGCACGGACCACCGAUAGUUCGUAUUGAAUACAUUUCGAAAUAGGUAGUGAUUUCGAUCCGUAGUAUACUACGUGAAAUAUUAUAAUGCGAACCGCAUUCCGUGGUUCGAACUAAUUAUUCCCUGGCUCAAAACGAUUUAUAUUAUAAUAUAUUUCAAUUAUAGUUCGUGUUUUAGUAAAUGACUUAUAAAAAUAACUUUUAUUUUAUUAUUUUUUAAAAAUUUGAAGAUAAACAUUUUUAUAGACAUUUUGACGUAUCAACGUUUUAUUUUAAUUAAAUUUGGGAUUUUUGAUCAUUUUUUAAAGUUCAGAGAAAAAAGUAUACAGUUGAUUAGCCAUAAUAAUAACAAUCAAUAUUAGUGAAUGCGAUUAUAGCCUGCUGCAUAAUUUUAGGUACUUUUCUUUACUUAAAAAAUUAUUCAAAAUCACGAAUUUAAUGAAAAUAGAAAUUUGAAACUUUUAAAAAAUAAUAAAGUAAAAAAUUGAAUUCAUACAUACGUAUUUAUAGUUUUUAUUGCUGCGAGUAAUGUAAAAGAAAAAACAGACUUUGAUUACUAUUAUUAUCUCAGGAGAUAUUGCAAUGGGUAUUUCGUGAGAGACCCUGUAUAAAGGUACGUUCACGUAAAGUCGAGUUGCGAUGAAUCUAUACUAAACUAAAUUUCGAGCUUUAGAAAUUCGAUUGAACUUACAGUUGUCCGUCCGAAUUUGUUCUACCCUAUUUGUUUAGGUGUCUAUAGUAAUAUUGCUCUAAUUGACCGUGUAACGAUUACGUUCCGAUGCUCUCGAUGGUAAUAAUCACAUUGGUUCUGUGCUUUUUAACAAUUUUUGGUUGAGAGCGUUUAGUCCCUAUAGUAUUAUUCUAAAUUCCUCUACGGCCAAUCAUAUUUCGGAACGAGCAUUUCCACGGGUACGGCACGUUUUCUAUACAGUCGAAAAUAUUCACUAUGAUGUUAUAUUAUUGACAUUAUACGUUUUAUUUUAUAUAUUACUUAUACACUACUGUUGAAAAUUAAAUAAAUAUUGAAGUUUGCGCCAAAGUUGAAAAUUUACACGAGUAAGACAUGUAUUAUAAAUACUAUACAAACUCGAAUUUCAGUUUGUUGGUCGUACAGCAUAAAUAAUGGCUCUGCAGCUGCAAUACACAGAACGUAUUUUACUUGAUGUUCAUUUAACGACUCCCACAGUGUCUUGUAGUCGGUCUAUUACAACAUAGUAGACAUUCGCGAUCCGACCGAUUUGCCUCCCUGUAGGUACAUUUUAAAAUAUUGUAUACACAAUAUAAUCAUAAACGUACUAAAUAUUACAAUAAUACAACGGAUAGUAAUACCGCCUCUAUACAUUUUUAUACCUAAUAUAAUAUACUGUUUUCCGUAGCGACAAACACGCGCUAUCUGCAGACAUCAUGCACCGGGGUUUACAUCUCGCCUUGUAACCUCGUUUAUAGUUGCCCUUUAUAAUAAUAUUUAUAUGUAUUGUGCACGCAUAAACGAAAAAAAAUGGAAUGUCGCAUUUCCAGCACAUGAAAUUGAUUUCGUUUCUAUUCAGAAAAAUGAAGUGCUACUUUACUAUUAUAUAUUAACAAAACAAUAAUAAUAAUAUAUUUUUUGAUGAAUUCGUAUCACUUUGAAAUUAUUUUAAAACUUUUUCAGAAUACCUGUAUAGUAUUAAUAACAAAAAUAUUAUUAUGUUAUUUUUUUAUACACUCAAAUUCAGCCACCCCGAUUGAAAUAAAUAUGAAUAUUUUGUUACGACGCACAAAUAAUAAUAGGUGUUGGCCUACUUUUAAUUUUUUGGAAAAUGUGUAUUUUUACUCUUGCAGGAUUGAACCUUUUCCCACUAAAAUAUUAAUCUUUCCUCUUCUACUCGAUUUUGUUAUUAUUAUUUUUAUUAUUUUUUUUUUUUAUGGAAUUUUCAGCCAUCAGGAUUUGCAUAUUAUAGAAGCUUACAUACGGAACGCAGUCAAGAUAUUUCACACACAUUAAUAAUUAUCAUUAUAUUUUAAUUAAUGAAUUUACUUACUAUAUAUAAUAUUUAUCAGACGUAUGCUCGUAAAAUACAUUGACGUACAAAAACGGCCAGGGGCCUUUGAGUAGACAAACUCGGGUCGGGAUUUUAUUUUUUCGCCUACAAGACUGUAGAUGGAUAAACAAAUUCGUAGGGGAUGGGAGAAGGCAACAUUUAUUUUUACGUUCACGUCAUAAACUUUCAAUAACAUUUUGAUAAAAAAAAGCUGAGGGGGAGAGGUUUGGACCGUGGUCAUAUCUAAGGUAAUAUCUGAUGAAUUUUCUAUCACGUUUUGAUUUAAAUAGCACCAUUAAAAUUGAUAAUCAUUAUUAAUUUAAGCUGAGAAAGAGCAUAAUAUUAUUUAUUUUUUUCAACUUAUUUCUAUGGGCGUUAUUUUCUAUUUACAAAGUCUGUUUUUUAAAUUUAAUGCAACUGUAUGUUCUAUAUGGAAUUCCCUCUUGUUGCCAUUCACAGGUCAAGCUAUCCCCGUUGGCAAUAUAUUAAAAUAAACAUUUACAAUAGAUUUUUUUGGAAUUUGAAACGUAUGUACAAAGAAUUAUCCCGAAAACGAGUUUUUUUUUUUUUAAAAAUUCAAACGAUAAAAAUACAGUUUCGGAGAAAUAUAAUGAUUAUUGUUAGUUCUUCAGACUUUUGACAAUAUAUAAUGAUCGAUAAAACAUUAAAACAAGAUGAAACUUAUAUUUUAUUAUAUUCCAGACAUCGAUUGAAAUCUAUUGUAUAUGUACCUAUAACUUUUGUUACUUGAAUUCCUAAUGGAUUGCCACAACAGUAUUAUCAAAAAUGUGUCGGACAAAAAAGAUUUAUUCAACAGAUAUUACUUUUAACGUAGGUGUUAGUUUGAUGUAAAUAAAAAGUUUUCGUUAUAAAUCGUCUAUAUUAUAAUUAAAUAUGUAAGUUCACAAAAACAUAAUUAAGUCUUUUAGAUUUUGAGGAUGAUUUUACUACGAUAUGCGUGAUUUUCUUUUUUUUUUGUGUCUAUUAAAAACUUUUUAAUCAGAACUCUCGCUCUAAUCAAACAUUUUAUGAGAAUUUGGGUGUAGCAUUUUGGAUCUAGUUAGUGAAAUUAAUUAAAGUAGGACAUUUUUUUUAUUUUUCUUAAUAAUAAAAAGUAUAAUUGUUAAUAUUUACAUUAUUAUUAUUUACAAUUGUUUAUUAUCAAUAUUAAAGAAAAAUAGCAUUAUUUAAAUAAUAAUAAAAAACAAAAAUCGAAUUCUUUAUGGUAUUAGAUACAGAAUGGUAAGAAGGAUUUUAUUUUAUAUUUCCAAAUUCAUUUUUUUAAAGACAUAAUAUGUUAUGUGUUUUAUUGCAUAAAUAGAUUUUCUGUCGCUCUAAUAAUAAAAUUUCAGAAUACAUCAGUUCAAUCUUGACAAUGGUAUAUUUAGUAACCCUAUAAAUCUUGAUUAGAAUUUAAAAAAAAUAAUAACAACAAUUUUGAAUUUACGACGAGUUUGACAUAAUAAUUUUUCAUACAAAUAUUAUAAACACAAAAACAAUUUUAAGUCAUAUAUUCGAAGGUUUUCGAUAUAUCUAAAAGAUUAAUUAUUGCAUUAAAACCAAUGAUUUAGAUUUAUAUUUGUCUGAUUUGGUCGUGUUUGGAAUCCAAGCGCUGUCUUAGCAAAUCGUAUAUAAAAAAUAUAUCAGAAAAUAACGUCUAUAAAACAAAAAUGUUCUAGAUGACAAUUUCCAAAUAGUAGACAAAAUGUUUUUGAAACGACUAUUCGAUUUACUUAUGAAAAAAGGAAUUUUUUUCACGUGUGUCGAUAUUUGAAUGAUGCAGAGAGUUUUACAGCAAUGUUAUAUUUUUUUUUCUGUUAACACUUCAAUAAAUAUGCUCAAAACGUUUCACGCAGUAAUACUUUAUUGAUAGAACAUACAUUUUGGAAAGAUCAUUUUUCAAAUGUUUAACUCUCGAUCCAACGCACGGAAAAUUACGAGCAAAAUAAAAUGGCGAGAAUGUUAUAUUGUUUUUGAACGUGGUGAUAUCGUGCCAAACGUAAUAGGUCAACACUAUUUGUACACUACGGUAUAAUUAAAAUACCGAUACCAUUUAGAUCAUCACUCGGAUGUAUACAAAUAAAAAAUGUGUAUUUUAAAUUAGCUAACAAUAAUAAAGUAUCAUUUUAAAUUAUAAAAUAAUUUUCUACAGCACCACAUUUCAAAAGCAUCAAUAAUAUCUUUUCUCUUCUGUACCAAUAAUUGUCCAAUUUUCGCAGCUAUUGUCUGUAGGCUCACACCAGUAGCGAAUUUUCAACAUUUUUUUGGAAGGGGCCCUGACAAAUCAUAUGUAUUCAAAAGAUAUCUCUAUUAAUAGAUGCCUCUUUUUUGGACGAUAUUUUAUUGAAAUUAUAUCGGUGUCUGAGAGGAUCCAGAUCCCCUGGACCCCCCUCUCCCGUAAAUCUACCACUGGAUCACACUAUUUGUUGUCACUGUUUAGUUUUAUCCUGGAAAAUACUUUUUCGUGUGCAACUUUCCUGCUAACUACUAGUCCUAUCAUUAAAUUGUGUAUUUAUUCAAAUUAACAGUACAAUGAAUUAGAUUAUCUCUAUGACCAUAAAACACUAAAAAUUUUCGAUUUUUAGGACAAAGUCAUCAAUAUACGGGACGUAACAGGACUAUUUGACAUUUUUACAUGCACAAUGUCAAAUAGUCGUGUUACACCCUAUAUACUACAGGCGUGUCUAAAUUAUGUUUGGAAUUCCAAAUAAAACGAUUGUCGCUGCUUUAGAUUUUAAAACUAGCUUAGUAAAAAUCAGUUGUUCCUUAUCAAUUUUAAACUUGAGUUUUUAUAAUGGUUUUUUUCAUACUUCAGUUUAAGGAGGCAAACUUUUCUCAAUAAAUGAUAUUGAAUGUAUAGUUCGAAAAUGUAUUUCUAAAUUACUUAUUUUUUAUGUUUAAUAUCAAACAACAUUAAUCUCUCUGCUUUAUGAAAAAAAAAAAUAAUAAUAAUAAACAACAAUUUUCUAUUCUUUAUGAAAAUGGUAAAUUUUCAUUUAUUUAUUUAUUUUUUUUUUUUUUUGUACACACUGCACUUUUUUUAAAAACCUAAUAUAACACAUUAAAUAUACCGGAAAUAAUUUCCAAUGUAAACACUGUGCUAAAAACACGAUACACUGACAACGAAUGAUCGCAUGAACGUUUAACAUAUACCAAACGGGAAUGUCUAUUAAAAUACAAAUUAUCGGCAACUGUGACUUAUUUAUUAAAUAAAUAAACAUAUAGAUAUUCUAACAAAAGAAAGAUCCAUAUUGAAACCGUCCGUAAUCAACCGUUUGGCCACCCCUGAAAUACAGUGGUAAUGGACUUACUCCUUCGGGUAUGUGUAUAAUUAUUAUUGGCAAACUCUGUUCUUUUGGUCGUCCCCAUCGCCGGGGGACAAUUUGGCAUACACUAAAAACCAUUUAAACGGCACCCGGUAUUUACAUAUUUAUAUUUAUAUAAUUAUAUAGAUAUAUAAAUAAUACAUCUAACAAAAUGUAGUUUAGACACGCGACGGCGCUGACCGAGUACGAGCAUUUAUUUAUGGAGCUCUGGUAGUAAAUUAACUGGCCUGACAGCUAGCUCAUCGGUAUCGAAAAACCGUUUUACACUUUCGACGAGGCGGCGACCCGCAAUUAUUUCUUUAAUAUUAACAUGAAAUGUUAUUUAAUUUGGAUAAUAGGACGAAUAAGAAAUGUUGUUCAAUUGCUUUUUUCCCUUGUUUAUUACCAUUUUUUUCCACCCUCAGUGAACGUGGGAUUGCCGGGCGUGCCGCGUGCGCUCGUUUUUUUUUUUUUUUAAUUAAAUACAGUGACCCGAAGUAAUAUGCCGAUAAUUCCGUAGACCGUGUAGUUUAAUUCCGUGUAUACGCACAUGAUUUUACCUAAUGCACGGGACGUCCCCCGUGAGGUAAUAUUUUAUCGUGAAUAGGUUACCUAUACGCGAUUAAACAAAAAUUGUUGAACGGAUUUUAUGGCCAUUAACCAGAAUAAGUAUAGUUACCGGCGAUAUAGUGUACAAAGUAAACGUCAACGUUUUCCCUUCUGCCCGGGCGUAUAGGUGUAGGUGUGUAGAUAUGUCCGAAAAGUUUGAAAAACUUUCUGUGUACUGCACGGUCAAACCACAUGCCUAUAUAUUAUUAAACAUUGCCAAACUUUUUAAACACCUUGUACAUAUUGUGUACACGAAUAUUAUAACGCAAUGGUGAUAACUAAUAUAACGGUCAAAGUUUAUUACGAUUUAGACUUUAAUCGAUACUGAACAAAUAUAAUAUUCAUAUAUAUAUAUAUAUACAUUAUAAACCGUGGGGAAAAUAAAAUUUUGCCAUAGAAACUAUGCCGAUUUGUAGGCAAUAGUCGAUCCGACGGUGGAAUUUAAUAUGUAUAUUUUACAUUUACGAAAAAUUAUCUGUAAAAUUCCACCGGUUAUCGCUGUUUUUAAAACACUAUAAUAUACAAACUAGAACUAAAAUUGUAUUACUUAAAUAAAAUUCAUCCCAUAUAGUAUAAUCACUAAUCUAAAUUAUCACACUCGCAUCAUGUCUAUUUAUUUCAAGGCUUACUAACUGUAUUUUAUGGUUUUUAAAACAGAAACGAAAAGGUCUUUAAAAACGGUUCUAGAAUUGAAAUGCUUAAAAUAAAAUGUGUUGAUGAAAUUUUGAAGACAACAUUAUCGGCGUUUUUCAGAAAAUUAAUUAUUAAAUAUUACCACCAUUAAUGUCGAACUAUAGAUAAAUAAAAAAAGCAAACCAGAAAAACUACGUGUUUGCCUUAUCAUUACGCAUGUACUUCAAACUUUAAAAAUACCGUACAAUAACCGUAUUAUAUUUUGUGAAAUAACCAUGAUUAAAUCAAACCAAGUUUAAUCAAAUCAUUUCUUUUCCCAUCGUGAUUUUAUUGUUUAUUCCGAGUCUGGGGCACGCUCCAUUUGCGCAGAACGAUUUUUCUGACACGCCUGUUUAUUUAACCACGUACCAAACAUUACGAAUUUAAUUUGUAUAAGGUCGUUUCACUAACCCCACCCCCUGCUUUCUUUAGACACUCUCGCUAUGCCACUGCAGUCAUUUCGGUUUAGUCGUCGACAUAAAAAUGGAUUUUGUAAAUUAAAGAUAAAAUCAUAUAAUUUUCCAACAAACAAUAAUAUUAUAGUAUGUCGAAUGUUUCUAUAUCUACCGUUUUUCUUGUGUGCACAGUUGAUUGGACCGCAGUUCAUUAUAGCUAUACAACCGUCACUUGUCGACCGAUGGACAGAGGAAAUACACUUGGCGUGGACAUCGUUAUUUUUGAACAUGGCGUAUAUCAUGAAGGGUUCGAUGGCGGCUGAGGAAAGAUUCAAAGUGAAGAAAAACACCACCUGAACGGUGACCUGAACUAAUGUUUAUCACGUCAAUAUUAUUACACGAUUAUCAUUGUUGUUUUAUGAACUUUUUUUUUUUAAAUAUUAUAAGUUUUAAGUUAUAACUAAUAAUAUGGAUUAUACAAGUUAUAAUCUAUAUUAUUAUUAACCGCAAGUUAGGUUAAAGUAGUGUCGAUAUUAUUGGAUUUAGAUAAGAGUUAUUGUAUUCGUAUUAUUAUUUGAAACACGCGUACGUUUCAUUAGGAAUUUUGUAGUACUUACGUAUAAUCUUAGUAAUCGCGCGGUAUUUUCUUCUGUUAACCGUGAGGACGUGAUACCCGUACUUAUCAUCACGGCUAAAAUAACAUCACUUAGAACCAAAAUUGUGACACAAUUAGAGCUUAAGUACAUCAGAUAACAAAAUUUAAAGAAUAAUAUUUUCGAGAAGAGAACACUACAUCACUAUUUUUCUAAAACAUUGUCAAAUAAAAGAAUUACGGUUAGGUUAGUUUCGCUUUUUUUUUUUUUAAAUAUAGCUGUAGCUCUUUUGUCUGGCAAUAUUUUAGAGAAAACGUAACGCAAUGCCACCAAAUAUAUUCGUCUAUUUUAGUUUUGAUGUCUAUGCUUAAACUAUAAUUUCAACCUAAACGCCACCAUUUUAGUUUAAAGUUUUAAAAUUAUUAACGUAAUUUUACUUUUUCGUACGUUUGUAAUUCGAAAACACCACACGUGGAUAACGCGUCCUCUUAAAAUAUUAUAAACGUUAAACGCCGUUUGUACAGCAUAUAAUUAUACACAACAAUAAUAAUAAUAAUAUUAUUAUCAUCCGAUUACAUAGUUAUUUUAAUUCGGUAGAGGCGUUUGAGUGUAAUCAUAUGCUAAUUUCGGUGCAGUGUACCACAUCAAAAUAUUAUUAGAUGAGGUACGGUUUAUCGCGGUGAAAAUUAUUCAUUUAUCGGUUAACAGUUACUUUUUAACACAAUUUAAGAUAACAUAAUAUUAUGCCUAUACUGUAUGUAUAUCUAAUACAUGUAUUUUUUUUUUAUUUCGACGUUAUACCUCCCGAUUUUUAGAGUGCUUAUUAUUUUAAAUUGCGUAUGUAUUUUUAAAAUGUUUUAUUGUGUUGUUAACGCAUAUCUAUACACGUAGGUACUACCCUUAAGUAUUAGGUAGGUAUUAUGUAAUUACGUAGUUACUAUGUUAUUAUUGUACGUUCAUAAUUAAAUAUAAAUAAUAUGGUCUAAGUAUAUUGAAUUAGAAUGUGUGUAAAACUAUUCCGUUUAUAGCGCCGCCAUACGAACAGACGUACAAAUAAAAUCACGAACAAAGUAAACGAAUAGUGAUAAUAAAAAUAAUAACGCUCGUGGGAUUGAAUGGGUGGAUGGGUGUACUUAUUAUGCCUUGCAUCACGAAAUGUUAUAAUAGUAGAUACCUAUCGGAGUUCCAUUCAAAUUACCCUUUAAGUAGAAAUUGUUAACAGUGCGAACGGUUAUAGUGAUAAUAUUAUCAUAAUUCAUUUCUUGGGUUUUAAAUAAAACGAUUUCGUCACGUACAGCAAAAUUACGUAAUGUCAACUAUAUACAAUUAUAAUAUUUCUCGACCAAUAUCCAUAAAUUAAUACACCCUCAAAACUUUGAUUCUGAAAUAGUUUUUGUCUUAUAUUUUAUAAUAAAUACCAUUCUUUAAUUCCGAAAUAUACACGCGUAUGCGUUUUAAAACAAAAAUUCACAUUGAAUAAUAUUUUCUAUAUUUCGAAAACCAUAAAAUUACAUUAUUAUAAUAUCUUAUAAUCGCCCCCGUUCAAUUACAUAUUGGAAUCAGAACGAAUAAUUUGGGAAAUUGUACAGUUCCGCCUUACAAAAUAUCACAAACACUGUCUACAUCGUGUGAUUAAGGUGCGGUCCUACACGAUCAUAGUUCACCGUGAUUGUUAAUAUCGGAAAUGUAAUACCGCUAUCGCAACCAUUUACUAUCACUAGUGUUAUAAUAUGUAUAUACCACGAUUUUCAAAGCGAUAGCAUCCGAGAAAAUUAUAGUAAAACCGGAUUUAGGGCUGUGUGAGUCUCCGAGCUCAUAUUAGAUAGAGGCCAUGUAGGUAAAUAAGGGGUGGUUAACUUAUUAAACAAAAUAAAAUUGUGUGUACUUAUUUAAAUUUACGAAAAAUGUAUUUCUAAACAGUGAAAGUACUUAUUUCAUGGUUGGCUCCAUAAAUUGAAUAUGGUGGUGACCUCUAAGCAUCCUUAAAUUCAGCCCAGAAUGAUAGUAUAGACUAUAGCUUUAAUAUAUUAUUAUUAUGGUUCGGUUUUUAAAGAAUUUGGUAAUUAUUAUAAUUAUACUACAGACAAAAAUAGCAAAGUGAUUUUUAAAUUUGUUUUACACACUAGGGACUUUAAAUAUGUAAUCUUAUAAAAAUUUUUUUUUUUUCCAUACUUUGCUUUAAAUGAACUUAAAAAGGUUUGACGCUCGUUUUCCACUAUCGCAAUAGUAAAUACUAAGUUUCCCACUCUAUGGCGAUCCUUGUUAUAAUUAUCUAUUAUCUUUAACAGGGUAGAACUUAAAACUAUCAGGCAAAUAUGUUUAUAAUAUGGUAGUAAAUAUUUAUCGUGGUAGUGCAAUAGUAACUUAUUUCGUAUUGUUUACACGGUGACAGUACCUAUAAUAUAGUAUUACUCUCACGAUAACGGCUAUCAUACAAUACUAAAUAUUGCAAUUAACUUUUAUCGUGUGACCAUGGCUUUAAGUAUAUUAGAGUUGCACAUUAAAUGCAAUAACGUGUAACUUUUGAUUUUAUCAAUCAACGAAAAUUAGAAAAUCGAAUUAAACUACCGUUCACAUAGUGUCCAUUUAUCAGCCGCGUACGACGGACUAGACGCAUAUAAUAAAUAGAAAAUUUCAUACGACGCAAGUAUAUACACACUUAAGUACUUUACCAACUAUAUUAUAUUGGUAUUGCGUAAAUAAUUUAUACAGCAUUAUGUUUUAUUUAUACGACGAGUUCGAAACAUAUAUUAUUCUGAAAAUGUUUUUUUUAUUUUAAACCUAUAAUAAUCAUGUAUUAAACUUUUAAAACAAAAAUAAUAAUACUAAGUCUCACAAGAAGUUUAAAAAGUUUUUUUUAUGUUUUUGUAAUGUGCAUUUUUUAUUUUAUUACCGUUACCGAAAACAAAGAAUUCUGUGAACGGAUAUUAAAUUAUUAUAGACAAUUUUUUAAUCACAAAUGCUUAUAAUACUAUUAUAUAAUAAUCUGUUACUAUUGUAUUAGUUUUACAAUAAUAAUUAUUUUAUACAAAAUUACACGAAAAAAUAAAUUAAUAAAUAAUAAAUAGAUGUCGUCUCGACGCGUUUAUCGAAAAUACUACUCUAUGUUUUUCACUCGCACACCGCAAUCCUUUUCGUGUUUUACUAUUGCAAAAAUCACAUCACGGAUGAAGUAUUCCACUUUUAAGUUUGGGUAGAAAGAGAGGGUGGAACCCUACUCAAACGUCGCCACACAAAUGAAGUUCCAAUAUUCUCC